AUGGUUACAGAGUUAGAAGAAAAGCAUGGAUGGUGGAAUUUGAAGUUACUAGACGUUAGUCAGACGCUUGACGAGCACAUGUAUAACUGGCAUGUAGCCGGUACAGUAAAGUACACAAACGGAUUCGUCGUGUCCAUUGAGAAGAUAGAGCUGUCGGAUAUCAAGAAGGCAGUAAGGACUGUAAGCAAUACCACAGAGUGGACUGGUUCAGUGAGUGGCAAUAUUAUUCUUAGAAACGUGAAGGUCGGUUUCGACGUCAUAGUCAAUUUGGAUGGUGAACCUGUGCAGCAUUACACUGGUAUUUACACGCACUCCCAAAUUAGGAUCACGUGUACGAUUAUAAAAAAUAUUAAUCUAAACCAGUACAAUGUGAAUGCUGAAAUAUCUAAUUUGAACGUAGGCAACGGAGUCAGAAUGAUAUACAUGCCUGCGAACCACGUCACUCAAGUGCUUGCAAGACUAUAUACACCAUUCAGCAACUGGGAUAGUAUUACAUCAUGGUGCCACGAGGUGAUCGAACCCAUUCUUUUAAAACUAACAGAGAAAAUAGAUUUUCCAAAUGUUUGUUUCGCUUGCUCAAAUUGA
Parnassius mnemosyne (clouded apollo) is the source of this 585-nucleotide messenger RNA. The record is from the annotation of a GenBank genome assembly. Lineage: Eukaryota; Metazoa; Arthropoda; Insecta; Lepidoptera; Papilionidae.